Molecule: messenger RNA, 1431 nt
Organism: Neolamprologus brichardi
Lineage: Eukaryota; Metazoa; Chordata; Actinopteri; Cichliformes; Cichlidae
Product: coxsackievirus and adenovirus receptor homolog
Biological process (GO): T cell receptor signaling pathway; regulation of cytokine production
Cellular component (GO): external side of plasma membrane
Molecular function (GO): signaling receptor binding
Source: RefSeq, a predicted model, not a curated record
CUAUGAGGAUUGUUGUUGCUAACAUUGCAAUUUUCUUCUUUUAUUUUGUGCCCUUUGCGGCUCCUCUGGAUCAAGAGGUAACUGCGAGUCCUGGAGAAGAUGCCAUUCUUCAGUGUCAGGGUCCCAGAGAUGUGGAGAUCACCCUGUUCGAGUGGAGCAAACCUGAGCUUAAGUCCGAUGUCUAUGUAUUCUUCUACAGAAACCAGCGCCUAUAUGAAAAAUACCAGGACUCGUUCUUUAAAGGCCGAGUGGAGCUGAGAGAUCCAUCAAUGAAAGAUGGAGACUGUUCAGUGAUUCUAAAGAAUGUCAGCAUCGGGGAUGCAGGAACAUAUGAGUGUCGCAUUACAACCAGGAACACCAGAAGAAAUAAGGGCGUCCAAAGUGAGUUCCAGCACUCCAUCAAGCUCACAGUAAAAUCCUCAGGUUUCGCGGACGACGACACCGAGAAUGGAGGAGAAAAGGUUCGAGAAGAGAAGGUCAGAGUAGAGAAGGAUGGAGGAAAGAGUAAUUGGUAUCUUUCACUGAUAACUGGUGUGCCGAUCACUUUUUUUAUUUUUGCUAUACCUGCUGGUGUAAUUAUCUACAAAAGACUAAAAAAAUGUAUGAAAAGUACUAAAUAGCAGAUCUGAAUCCUUACCUCUUUCCUCCUGAAUGACUGUGGGUCCUGCUGUUGCACAGAAAUGAAAACAUCUUUGUAAGACUACUUGAGAUCCAUGCUGCAAUAAUCUUGUUUUUGUCCAUUUAUGAUGGUUUAAAAUGCUCCGUUUAACCACAAUAAUAAAUGUCUGCUCAGGUUACUCUCAGGAAUCAGAUUCUCUUGUCAAGUUAGGGAAGGAAGUAGUGUGGGCAAACUGUCGCUAUGGGUCGUGACCUGUAAAUUAUACAGGUUGUUACGCACAUUAUUAAGUAUUUGAAGAUCUUCACUUUUAUUACCUCUACAGCCAGUCAGCCUGCCCCCUUCCCUGACAUCAGUCCAGUUCUGCAAAAAAGGCUAAAGCUUCAGAGUCUGCUGUCAAAGCUGCUACCUGUCAGUUUAUUACAGAGGUCACUGUUGAAGCUUGUCUGCACGGGGCAGUGGUUUAUUUCUUCUAAAGUGUUUAAACCCACAUACCACAUUUUUUUAAUCACUACCAAAAAUAAGUUUAUUUUAGUGAAAUAAAGGUCUGCACAGGUUCAUUAUCAGAGGACAUAUUGCUGAUAUCAAGAGUAAAAAGGACCAGCGCUGUAUGUUUAAACCUGUGAAGCCUUAACCCUUUAAGACCUACCAUAGAACCAAGUCCGCCAGAGCUUACUUUAUAUUUUUACAUGCUGUGGAGCCAUUUUUGGGGGCAUUUCAAGUUACUAUACAUCAAUGCAACUGUUAUAGCCCAUAUUUUAAUAAUAUGUCUGCAUUAAGUCCAUAGAAAUUACAUAAAUUGCAAAAAUCGUUUU